This is a messenger RNA of Physeter macrocephalus (sperm whale), 1164 nucleotides long. RefSeq names its product 4-hydroxybenzoate polyprenyltransferase, mitochondrial-like. The record is from RefSeq and is a predicted model, not a curated record. Gene Ontology annotation, cellular component: mitochondrial inner membrane. Gene Ontology annotation, biological process: ubiquinone biosynthetic process. Lineage: Eukaryota; Metazoa; Chordata; Mammalia; Artiodactyla; Physeteridae.
AUGGCUGGCUGCAGGUUCCGGGAUGUCCCAAAGCUAGACGUGGCCCACUGCUGGGGCCCAAGGAGCCCUGGGGCUGAGGCGUGGGGCUCGCGGGCCAGGACGCAGGCGUGGCUAUGGGGCGCACGCGGCCGCUCCCUGGCCUUGGCGCACGCUGCCCGUGAGCUCCACACGGGAGACCGGCGGCACUCGGCGGGGGUGGGGCCGGGCGGGCGUCGUCUGAGCCUGUCGGAGGCGGGGAUCGUGAAUUCGGCGCCCCACCGUCUGCAGCCCCACCUGUGCCUCAUGCGAUUGGACAAGCCCAUCGGAACCUGGCUGCCGUAUCUGCCAUGUACUUAGAGCACUGCUUUCGCAGCCCAACCAGGUGGUUUUCCGGAUUGGUACAUAUUAUCCCUCUUUGGCACUGGAGCUGUUCUGCUGCGUGGAGCAGGCUGUACUAUUAAUGACGUGUGGGAACGGGACUACGAUAAAAAGGUUACAAGAACAGCAAGUCACCCAAUAGCUGCUGGAGACAUUUCAACUUUUCAAUCCUUUGUUUUUCUCGGGGGACAGCUGGACUUGGCACUAGGCGUUCUUCUGUGUCUGAAUUACUACAGUAUAGCUUUUGGAGCGGCAGCCCUACUUCUUGUCAUCACCCACCUGCUAAUGAAGAGAAUUACAUACUGGCCUCAAUUAGCCUUGGGGUUGACUUUUAAUUGGGAAGCAUCACGUGGAUGGUCUGCUAUCAAGGGCUCCUGUGAUCCAUCUGUUUGCCUCCCUCUUUAUUUUUCUGGAAUUAUGUGGACCAUAUACGAUACUAUCUAUGCUCGUCAGGACAAGACAGAUGAUGCUCUGAUCGUGAAGUCCACGGCAGUGCUGUUCCGUGAAGAUACCAAGCAGUGGCUCGGUGGCUUCAGUGUGGCAAUGCUGGGGGCGCUGAGCCUGCUGGGAGUGAACAACGGUCAGCCUGUGCCCUACUGCACUGCUCUGGCUGCUGCAGCAGGAGCCCAUCUGGCUCACCAGGUUUACACUCUGGAUAUCCACAGACCUGAGGAUUGCUGGGAUAAAUUCACCUCCAACAGAACAGUAGGACUAAUAAUUUUUUUAGGGAUUGUCCUUGGGAAUUUGUGGAAAGAAAAGGAGGCAGAUGAAACAAAGAAAAAUAUAGAUAAUAGAAUGGAAAAUUAG